Molecule: messenger RNA, 2592 nt
Organism: Betta splendens (Siamese fighting fish)
Lineage: Eukaryota; Metazoa; Chordata; Actinopteri; Anabantiformes; Osphronemidae
Gene: cavin4a
Product: caveolae associated protein 4a
Exons: 2
Coding region: 390-1394 (334 amino acids)
Biological process (GO): regulation of gene expression
Cellular component (GO): cytoplasm; caveola
Source: RefSeq, a predicted model, not a curated record
ACAUUGUGAAUCAGUGCGCGUGAGUCUGACUAAUCGGAGCAGGAGGCGCUGGGAGUCCCAUCAUCCCAUCCAAAUGUCAGAGUGUCGCCUUACAGGGCUCUUAUUUUUGGCCUAGGGGCUUUCGUGAGCGUGCGGCCACUCCCCCCUGAAGUUCUGGCCCGGCCCACGUCCUGAUCAGGGCCAAUUCAGGUUCCCCGAACAUCCCCGAAGCCUUUUUUAACGGCGGGAGGUGGGGUUUCCGCUUUCUCACGUCGCAGACCUGAGCUCGGGUCACAGCUGUUGGGUGCUGCCACUCACCCAGCGCUCCCAGUAAACCAGAACCUCUACACACCGGCAGCACCAACCUAAAGCAGGAGCUUCACGCUUCCAGAACCACCGUCCAAAGCGCAAUGGAUCAAAAGUACCGCAUGGCAGGAGUCCAGGAGAAGCUGGAGAUCCUGGGGGUGGAGGACGAGGCGGGGAACCCCAUCAGCGCCCUCACCAUCCUGUCCCUGCUGGAGCGCGUGGCCGGCAUCAUCGACGGGGUCCAGUCCAGCCAGCAGCGCAUGGAGGAGCGGCAGCAGGACCUGGAGAGCAGCAUCCGGAGCGUCCAGGGCGACGUGCUGAAGCUGGCCAAGGACCACAGCGACACCAGCGGCACCGUGGACAAGCUGCUGCAGAAGACCCGCAAGGUCAGCGCCAACGUCAAGGAGGUCCGCGCGCGCGUGGAGAAGCAGAACGUGCGCGUCAAGAAGGUGGAGUCCACGCAGGACGAGCUGCUCACGCGCAACAAGUUCCGGGUCGUCAUCUAUCAGGGUGAGACUGAGGUCCCAUCGGUUGCUGUCACCAAGGGCCCUAAAGCGCCGGGUCUGGAGGGGCUGGACAUCGAGCCCGACGCCUACGACGUCCCCGCCGACCUCUCGUCGGAUGAGGAGUAUCUGAGCGUGGACGAGGCCGAGUCCUCGCGAGCCGCGCGCCUCAAGAAAUCGGUGGUGAAGAGCACCGAGAGCCUGAAGGCGGCCUUCUCCAAGGAGAACAUGAGCAAAACCAAGGGCAGCCUGGGCACCAAGUUCCACAACCUGGGGGACAAGGUCAUGCCGCCCGAGCGGAGGGAGAGGAUGCAGCAGGCCGGCGAGCGGCUGAGGCAGUCGGGCGAGCGGCUGAAGGAGAACAUCGCCAAGAAGGCGCCCAGCAAAGACACCUUCCGCAUCAAGCUGAAGAAGGAGAGAGCCGUGGCCGAGGGCCAGGAGGGCGCCGAGGCCGAGGCCGGGCUCCAGGCCGGGCUCCAGGCCGGGCUCGGGGCCAAGGCCGAGGACCCGCAGGGGCCCCACGCCGGAGUCGCCUACACCGAGGUCGCCGUGGAAACCAAGAGGGAGGGGCCCUUAGAGGAAGCGGGCGCCAAGCGGAUAGAGUAGGAUCAUAUGAGUAGAGCAGACGUGAUGGGACAGCGGGAUGUGGUUCAAAAUGAAGUGGAGGAAGGUUGACUUAUGUGUGCUGGUUCAAAUGAAGCUAGUCCAUCAGAUGUUAUGCAUAGACAACAAUUUACUGACCUGAUAAAAACAGAGGCGUGAAUGUGAGACUGAUCACCUGCAAAUUCAAGUAGAAGGUUUUGUACUGAAGUGUAUUGAAGAGAUGAGACAGGAUGUUGCCUUUGUGUCGCCUUUUAUUUGGAUGUACUGUACAUAUGAUCCACCAAGGUGAAACUGGUCAGUGAAGGCCUCAGCUGGUCUCUGAGGAGCCUGGUGAGACACCAAAGGCAUGCGGAUCAACGUCAGACUGGUUUCUGUACAAAAACAGUAGAAGCAGGAAAAAGUGAAGUAAAAAUGAAAUAAAUGUUGUGAUGCUAGAAAGUCUCAGUAGAUGAACGUUAAAGCUGCACUGUGAAAAGGAAAAGGACCAGAGGAUAAAAACAGUUAAUACAUCGUUGGCACACCUGAUGCAUUCAGGAUCUUUAAGUGUCCACAGUAAACUACAUGAAUGAGGCUCACGAGCAGUGCAGCUUUACGUCAGAUGUGGCAGAACGUUAGCGUUAAAGCUUCAAACAGACCGUUGCGCAGGUUAAGUGUUGACGCCAUGAAGCGCGUUUUGACGUCUUAUAGAUGAUGAUAUUUAGGAAGGACUUCCGGCAGAUGGAGACGUGCGGUUGGUGGCUCUUUAAAGCUUUUCAUGCACUGCGGCCUUGUGUUAUAUGAAUGUUUCAUUUUUUCCAAUUAAGCUGCUUGAUAUUCACAGUUUGCUUUGAGGUUCAGUGAGUUUCCUCCUGCAGCGACGAUCAGGUCACAGCUUUUACAGUAUGAAAGGAUUUAAAGUUUCUGGAGCCUCAGUUACUAAAAACUCUGCACAAGCUUUGCUUAUACACUCUAGCUGUCGCUGCACAUCAGCAUCUGCUUAUGAAAACACACUUCCUGUAUAGCUUUGAACUUUACUCUGAACGUUUCCCAGCUGACUUUGUUUAUGUUUAAUUUCUUCUCCAUUAUUUUCUCAUUUUUGAUUACAACCCAGCUUUAGUUCUUUACUGAGCUGAUCUGUCAGCUGUGUUGUCAUCACGAGCAGCACCAGAUACUGUACUAUUCAUUUUAUUGUGUUUUUGUAUGAAUAAAUGUUUGUGAAAAG